UCCCGCGUGAGAGAGUUGACGAGACUACUUCCAGGUGAAAAGCGCGAUUCUUGGAGGUUGGUUAACUUGACGUCUUCCCCAUGGGCAAACGCAGGAGCCGGAGCCAGAGCCAGCUGCUCAACUCCCUAACUAAAAAGCAGAAGAAGCAUCUAAGGGAUUUCGGCGAGGAGCAUCCCUUCUAUGACAGGGUUUCCAGAAAGGAAGCAAAACCACAGACUUGUCAACUGUCAGAGAGUUUAGAUACUUCAAGUUCUGAAAGUGAAGCAGAGAGUGAACCAGAACAAGUCUCUGGUUACAACAGACUACUUGCCACAUUAAAGGAUGUUUCCAAGGAAGAUGAGGAGGAGGAAGAGGAAGAAGACAGUGUUAUAGAUGAGACAGAAAUAAAUCUUGAAGAUGGCGAUAGUGACAUCAGUGUGGAGGAAGAGACGGCAGUAGAGUCUACUGACAUGCAGAAGAAUGCGGCCUUACCUGCUGACCCUAAGGGAAAAGAUGGGCACGGGCCACCUGGCACAUCAGAGGAAUCCCCAGAGGAGUUUACAGAUGCAAAACAUGAGUCACUCUUCAGCCUAGAAACCAACUUUCUCGAAGAGGAAGGAGGAGGCAACUGUUCUCUGAAAGCGUCACAGGAUCCAUUUGCACAACAUGUAAACAAAGAACUGAAAGAAAAAGAAAUCCAGGCUGUUGCCACAAAUCCCAAAACUACCCACCAGCUAAAAUGGCCCAUCCUGGGCCAGCUUGUCUUUUCUUCCAGGUUUCAACAGUUGGAAACCUUUAAACCCCCAAAGGACAUUGACUUAAAGUCACUUCAUCUCCAGAAGCCUCUGGAAUCCACCUGGAUCAAGACCAACAGCCAGUUCCUCUCUGGUCCCCCAAAAUCAAGUAGCCCCUUCACACCCCUCCAGAAAGAGCUCUUUUUAAUUAUGAAUUCUUACCGGGACCUGUUCUACCCAGAAAGGACUGCCCUGAAGAAUGGGGAAGAGAUCCGCCACGUGUACUGCCUGCAUGUGAUAAAUCACGUCCUCAAAGCCAAUGCCCAGGUGCUUGCCAACAAUAGCAGAUGCCGAAGCCGGAAACUUGGGGUGGGUGAUGAUGAUGACUUCAGGGACCAAGGGCUAACAAGGCCCAAGGUGCUGAUAGUGGUGCCAUUCCGGGAAGCUGCUUUGCGGGUGGUACAGCUCUUCAUCAGUCUUCUUGAGGGCGACAGCAAGAAGAAAAUAAUUGUAAGCAACAAAAAGAGGUUUAAUGGAGAGUAUGGCUCAGAUCCCGAGGAGAGACCACCCAACCUGAAGAGGCCUGAGGAUUAUGAAGCUGUAUUUGUCGGCAACAUCGAUGACCACUUCAGGACUGGAGUGGCAAUACUGCAGAGGAGCAUCCGACUUUAUGCCCCCUUCUAUUCGUCCGACAUCCUCAUUGCCUCCCCUCUGGGCUUGAGGACCAUCAUUGGUGGAGAAGGAGAGAAGAAGAGAGAUUUUGACUUUCUGUCUUCUAUUGAGCUUCUCAUCAUUGAUCAAGCUGACAUUUACCUGAUGCAGAACUGGGAGCAUGUCUUGCAUUUGAUGAACCACAUGAACCUACUGCCCUUGGACUCACAUGGGGUGGACUUUUCUCGAGUGCGCAUGUGGAGCCUCAAUAAUUGGUCCAAGUACUAUCGUCAGACACUGCUGUUUGGGGCCCUGCAGGAUGCCCAGAUCAACUCUGUGUUCAACAAGUACUGUGUCAAUGUGCAAGGCCAGGUGGCUGUGAGGAACGUCCCGAUGACAGGCUCCAUCAGUCAUGUCCUGGUGCAGCUCCCACAUGUCUUCCAGAGGAUGGAAGCUGAAAACCUAGCUUCAGUGAUUGAUGCCAGUCAGGGGACCCAUGGUAGCAGAAUGGUGCUUAACACAUGGUUUAACUUUUUCGUCAACAAGAUUUUGCCUCAGUAUCGUGAUGCAGUCAUGUCUCACACGCUUAUCUAUGUCCCCUCCUACUUUGACUUUGUGCGUCUCCGAAAUUACUUCAAGAAGGAGGAACUGAAUUUCACUCAUAUCUGCGAGUACACCCAGAAGUCUGGUGUCUCCAGGGCCAGACACUUCUUCCUUCAAGGAGAGAAGCAGUUCCUGCUCCUCACAGAGCGCUUCCAUUUCUACAAAAGAUACACAAUAAAAGGCAUCAGGAACCUGAUUUUCUACGAACUGCCAACAUAUCCCCACUUCUACAGUGACGUCUGUAACAUGCUGCAAGCCAGCACCAGAGGCGAGGAAGCUGCCUGGACCUGCACUGUCCUCUACUCCAAGUACGACGCCCAGAGGUUGGCUGCUGUGGUCGGCGUGGAGCGGGCUGCGCAGAUGCUGCCGUCCAAGAAGAACGUCCACCUCUUCAUUACUGGAGAGAGAUGAGAAUUGGUUGGACAGGAAAUGGUAUUUGGUGUGAUAUGUCAUGCUUGAUUCUUUGUCACUUGGACCUGAUUCUGAUCACUUACACAAAGAAGGGCUGCAACAAGGAAGGAGCACCAGGCAGGUUCUUAUCAGAUACUUCUUUCUUUUCAGAUCAUAUAUACCUGAAAAGUUCAGUGUAAACCAGAUUUUGGUAAAACCCAUCUUUCAGAGGUCAGAGGAGAGCUCAUGGGACUCUGAGAAGUUGAUAGAAGGAAUCUUCUACUUGUGAAUUUUUUUGUACGCCAUAAAUUCUUUUGUUGUGAUUUCACCUCUAAUUUAUUACACUUGGUAAAUUCUUUCAGAUUUGCCUGUUUCUACUUGACACCUUCUUAAAGUGAGGCAUGCACUUCUUUGCUUGUGAGAACUGGUUAUGAGAAAUUGGAAUACUUCUUGCUGUUGAAUAUCAUCUUAGUUUUGGAUCGCACAGGUUUUGCAAAACUGUUAUUUUUCCCCAGCCAAACUUUUUUAAACCUUAAAUAUUCUAUUUUAAUUCAACCUAGAAGAGCACAUUCGUUCACUGAUCUUUUUUUAACUCCUAAAUGUUUUAGUGAAAAUAUAUACUUAAAAAAUCACAUUAUAUAAAAUAACAUUAAUUUGUACUUUAUUUCAAGAAAUAAUUUUGUGAAAUUCUUGAUGUCGCAAAUUCAUCUUCAACAUCACUGUCUUCAUUGCUAUAGUCAUUUUUU
Molecule: messenger RNA, 3103 nt
Organism: Balaenoptera musculus (blue whale)
Lineage: Eukaryota; Metazoa; Chordata; Mammalia; Artiodactyla; Balaenopteridae
Gene: UTP25
Product: UTP25 small subunit processor component
Exons: 13
Coding region: 81-2378 (765 amino acids)
Biological process (GO): maturation of SSU-rRNA from tricistronic rRNA transcript (SSU-rRNA, 5.8S rRNA, LSU-rRNA)
Cellular component (GO): small-subunit processome; nucleolus
Molecular function (GO): U3 snoRNA binding; rRNA binding
Source: RefSeq, a predicted model, not a curated record